Pocillopora meandrina is the source of this 480-nucleotide messenger RNA. The record is from the annotation of a GenBank genome assembly. Lineage: Eukaryota; Metazoa; Cnidaria; Anthozoa; Scleractinia; Pocilloporidae.
AUGAAGUGUUCAUUGUUUUUGUAUACUGAAAGCGAUAGCACCAAAGCAAGGCGACUCAUGAGUUAUUUUCAAGGAAGGGUGGGAAGGAUUUCAGAAGUGAGAAAUAUCGAGAACAUUCUGGUGAGGGAGCAAGAUUUUAGGGAAGAACUACGUGACAGUGAAUGUGUUGUGCUGGUUGGAACACCCGAAGCUUUGUCCCUCAUCCAGAACAAGCAGCAAGAAAAAGACGAAGAUGACAUACUAUUUGAUGGCAAAGUUAUGCAUGAAGAGUUCACAGAGAACAAAGAACUUGUCAAGAACAGACUCCUCAUCGUUCACUUCACGGAAAGAACUGGGACUGACUGGAUUCCGAAGGGUUUUGAUGAAAAUCGAAUUUUUCAUGUGGUAGAUGGCAUAGUUCCUCCUGAUGGAACUCCAACUUUGAUCCACCUUGAAUAUCGCAUGAAGAAAAUAUUGCUUGGAGAUGACUUUUUGUACUGA